AUGAUGCUUGAACACAAAAAUAUAAUUGUCAGAUCUCUGAUUUUAUUUUUACAAUUAAGCAUUGUUUUGGCAUUUGCUGAUACAAACGAUGAUUUGGUAUCACUUAAUUUUGAAGACAAUAUUGAAGGAAAAUUUUUAUCAUUUUCAAAAUUAAAUAUUCGUCUUUCACGUCAAUCGAAUGCUGAUCUAACACCAACGCGUACUAUUUCCUCGUCGCAAUACGAACGAUUAAGUAUUAAUAAUCAAUAUUAUACAUUGAAAGUUCAUUUUAAACGUGGUACUGUACAAGAUCAUGUUAUGACAUCAGUACCAAUGUGCCUUGUUUUACAAACACAUUUUCACUAUAAUGUGACUUUAUUCGUUAGUGAAAAUGGUUAUAUUCCUGCUGUACAACUUACAACUGGAAAUUCAACAUGUAAUCCAUCGAAUAUAAAAGGUCUUGACGAAAAACAAGAAUCUACUUAUAAAGUUUCAAUGCGUUUACAAUUAAAUGAAGUUGGGCCACAACCUGAAAUACAACAAUUUUUGGAUAAACUUAAAAAGCAACAAGAAGCUAAAUUGAAUGCACAAGACAAUGAUAAUCGACCAUUUAUUCUCAAAUAUUGGAAAUAUUUGUUACCCGUUGUCGUUAUCGUGGUUCUUCAAAAUGUGUUUACAAACGAUCCUGCUGGUGGUGGUCAGUCUGCUGGUGGACAAUAA
Molecule: messenger RNA, 699 nt
Organism: Rotaria socialis
Lineage: Eukaryota; Metazoa; Rotifera; Eurotatoria; Philodinida; Philodinidae
Source: the annotation of a GenBank genome assembly